Microsporum canis CBS 113480 is the source of this 2022-nucleotide messenger RNA. RefSeq names its product aspartyl aminopeptidase. Bases 1 to 2022 code for a protein of 673 amino acids. Lineage: Eukaryota; Fungi; Ascomycota; Eurotiomycetes; Onygenales; Arthrodermataceae. Gene Ontology annotation, biological process: proteolysis. The record is from RefSeq and is a predicted model, not a curated record. Gene Ontology annotation, molecular function: metalloaminopeptidase activity; zinc ion binding. The transcript is spliced from 3 exons. Gene Ontology annotation, cellular component: fungal-type vacuole.
AUGUACGACUAUCCAGACCAAAGGUGUUCCUUAGGCUCAGAUGACGAGGACCUCUCCAUCCGGCCUGGGAACCCGUCAAAUAUAUAUUAUCGAUGGCCAGAAACUAUUAAUAUUGGUGACACAGUUGGUAGCCAGCCAAAGCGCGCAAGCCACAGCCUAUGGAACAGCACUAUCCUUACUACGGCCACACGGAACAUGUCGCAGCGGUUACGAGAUAACCCCCGUAAGCGGAGGCUAAUGAUGCCGUUUUCUGGCGACACAUCGAUCGUGAUGGGCAUCAAAGAGCUCGAUAAAAGGUUCCCUGCAGCGUCUCACGGCGUCGCCAAAACACAGGAGAGUCUGAAAGCCUACGGGAAGGCUGGGAGAGAGUGGCCAUCCAGGGGCUUGCCAGUGCAGCCAAUCAUCCCUUGGGCUGCCCCUGGGAUGCGCCGUGGAUCGGGGGUUCCCCAGGUGACAAGAGAUCAAUCAGAGGGCGACGCCACGAUGACCAAGAAGAUCCCCUCUGUCGGCUCCUUCGGCUCUUCCAGCGAAUACCUGUCCCAGUCCCAGUCCAACCUCCAGUAUCGCCCACGAACCCAAGGUGAUAGCAUUCACUAUAAUGGCUUCGAUCCAGCAGCCUAUACUAAGCCCUUCUGCGAGUUCAUGACCGCAAACCCAACCAUCUUCCAUGCCGUCGCUGCGUUUGCUAAAAAGCUCGAGUCCAAUGGCUACACCAAACUCACCGAGCGUGAGACGUGGUGUUCCAAGCUCAAACGUGGGAACAAGUACUACGUUGUCCGCAAUGACAGUGCCAUAAUCUCCUUUGCUAUCGGCAAGGAAUACCAGCCUGGCAAUGGCAUGGGAAUAGUCGCUGGUCAUGUCGACGCUUUGUGCACGAAGCUCAAGCCAAUCCCAAAACUGCCCAACAAGGCUGGCUACGUCCAACUUGGGGUUGCGCCCUAUGCCGGUGCUAUGAACUCUACCUGGUGGGAUCGUGAUCUGGGUAUCGGUGGCCGGGUUUUGGUUCGUGAUCCUAGAACCGGCGUCGUUGAGAAGAAAUUGGUCAAGUUGGAUUGGCCGAUUGCUCGAAUUCCUACUCUUGCUCCUCAUUUUGGCUCUGCAGCCGUCGGUCCUUUCAACCAGGAGACCCAAAUGACCCCAAUUAUCGGAGUCGAUAACUCAGACCUCUUCAAGGGCUCUAAGCAAUCGACCGUGCAAACAGAUGAGGAAGCCCUAGGCACAGACAACUUUGUGUCUACUCAACCUGAGGACCUUGUCAAGGUCAUUGCCAGCGAACUUAACAUCGAUGACCCCAGCACCAUUGUCAACUGGGAACUUGAGCUAUUCGAUAUCCAGGCUGCACAGCUUGGUGGGCUGCACAAGGACCUUAUCUUUGCUGGCCGCAUCGAUGACAAGCUAUGCUGCUACGCUGCUCAUGAAGCACUCCUCGCCUCCCCCGACAAUGCCUCCCCCGGUAUCGUCAAGAUGGUCGGAAUGUUCGAUGACGAGGAAAUCGGCAGUUUACUCCGAGGAGGAGCGAACUCCAACUUUAUGAGCAGCGUCAUGGAGCGAAUCACUGAAGCCUUCUCUUCCAACUAUGGACCAAAUAUCCUCUCUCAGACUGUUGCAAACAGUUUCUUUGUCUCAUCUGAUGUCACUCAUGCCGUGAACCCCAACUUUCUCAACGCUUACCUUGAGAAUCAUUCACCACGUCUAAACUACGGUAUUGCCGUUUCUGCCGAUCCAAACGGCCAUAUGACUACCGAAGGCGUCAGCACUGCGCUCUUCCAGCGUCUUGCCGAUAAGGCCGGAUGCAAGCUUCAGGUGUUCCAGAUUAGAAACGAUAGUCGAAGUGGUGGUACCAUCGGCCCAAUGACGAGUGCUCGAAUUGGUAUGCGAGCUAUCGAUGUUGGAAUCCCGCAGUUGAGCAUGCACAGCAUCAGGGCCACGACCGGUAGCCUUGAUCCCGGUCUCGGCGUACAAAUGUUCAAGGGUUUCUUCGACUACUUCCAAGAUGUUGACAAGGAAUUUAAGAGCUUCUAA